GUACUGCAGCUUUAGAUCAGUUUACCUCUCCUUUACCGAGAGACGACAAAACUUUUGACUUACAAUGAGAUAAAGCCAUGAAGGCAAAGCUAGGAUCAGUCCGGGAUGCUGCCCGAGUGUUUGCUGCACUUUGGUGUGUGUUCAGCGCGCACGCGCUUCAGCUGGUCCGCGCUCAGGAAGGUGAUGGGUGUGGACACACAAUCCUGAGGCCCAUGAGUGGCACCGUGGCCUCACGGAACUACCCCGGCACCUACCCCAACCACACGCAGUGUGCAUGGAGCCUGAAAGUGCCAACAGGAUACACACUCAACCUCACCUUUGGGGACUUUGACCUGGAGUGGAGUAAGGACUGCAAAGCUGGCUCGCUAACCAUCACUGACAAAAGCAAAGCCAUCAUCUUGGGACCUGUUUGUGGGAAACUGGCUGCCUUGGACAAGAACAUUUGGGUGAACAGUAGUGAAGUCACUGUGCACUUUGUGUCCAGCACUCACCGGUCUGGACGGGGCUUCCUGCUGUCCUACUCAACCAACCAACACCCAGACCUCAUAUCAUGUCUUCACAGAGGAAGCCACUUUACCUCCCAGCAGAUCAGUGUGUUUUGUCCUGCGGGUUGCAAGGAUGUGGCAGGUGAUAUCUGGGGUCAACAUGGGCAAGGCUACAGAGAUACUUCAGUGCUGUGCAAAGCUGCAGUCCAUGCAGGGGUUAUAUCAGAUAGCCUCGGAGGCAUAAUUAACGUGACCCAGCAGAGAGGCAUCACGCUGUAUGAAUCAAGUUUUGCUAAUGGAGUUCUGUCCAGAACAGGGUCACUGUCAGAUAAGAGGCUAGUCUUCAGCAAAGCAUGUGAGGGCCUGUUAGAGAUUACAAGCUACAAUGCGUCUUCCAUGUCAGAGUUUGUGGACAGUCCGGAGAGGAUUUCAGAAAAUGAGGACUCGAGAGACCAGUUUGUGAAGUGGCAUGCCAGCCCGAGCAAUCCAUACCCAUGGCUAGAGCUGAAGCUGUUUAAUCGGAGUAACAUCACAGGAAUUAUAACAGAGGGACUGUCGAAAUCAUUUAUUCAGACUUACACAAUCAAGUUUAGCAAAGACCGCAGUUCAUGGAAAACGUACAAGGAUGCAUCCACCAAAGUGAUAAAGGUGUUUGAAGCCUCUUUUGAUGGUCACACAAUGGCUCUCAACAGCCUCUUUCCCCCAAUAACAGCUCGUUACCUCCAGAUCUGUCCCCAGUCCUGGCACAACAGAGUCUCUGUACAGGUGCAAGUGCUUGGCUGCCCAUUAUCUGGCUUUCAACCACGAUCCAAAACUGGUAGAUCCAGUGUGGUGAAGCCAGUUCCCACAGAAACCCUGCUGCCGAAUGAGUUCUCCACCGAAAGUCCUGUGGUCAUAAGCUCAAGCCAUAGCAACAGCCAUCCAGUGAUAUUAGCGGUAGGUGUGGUUCUGGGUGUGGCUCUUUGUGUAUGGUGUCUGUUGGCAGGACUGUUGUGGAGAAGAAGAAAAAAAGGUGCGCACAAGAAGAAGUGCUGCCUUGACACAGGCUGUCAGGGUGUCCAUGGGAAAAAACUGCCGUAUACAGAAUCAGAGCUUGUGUCCUACCCUCUGGCUAGGAGCGUUCAUGACAGCCUGCCUACUCCUCCUCUCAAUGCCUAUGCUGAGCCUGAUGUUCUCGCCAGAGCACAGAAAGUGGGUGUUACAUUCCGACCACCUCUAGAUGAGGGCUACACAGUUCCCUUUUCCAUUAACCAUUAUGACACUCCGAAUCAGCUUCCUGAAUACGCAGAGCCCCUGCGGCUCGAACCAGAAUACGCCACUCCAUUCAACGAGCCAGUCAUAGAUCCCUCCAUCACUACACAGCUAAAGACUCUGCAGAAACUCGCUGACCUUCACACAGCUCCCACUGCCUUACAAUACGACUGCCCUGCUCACCGACGCCUUUCUAAUGGAUACUGCACUCCUUUUAGCAAUAGCUCAGUGAACUAUACGCACCCCCAAACUGUAGAUUUGGUAGUGCAGCAUACUUAUCAUGAGCCUCUAUGAGAGAUGAAUGCUCAGCAUUAAAUCUUAUCGGCAGAGCUCGUGUUUGCAGUUUUCACCUGUAAAAUUAAAGUUUCCAGUCUGCUGUGAGACAUAAAGAAUCCACUUUUAACUCUUGCGAAAUGCAGAUGUAGCCAGUUGGACCAUACACUAGUAUAUUUUGUAUUUAUUGAUACUGAUGUUAUUUAGAAAUGGACAAAAUUUAUUUAAUUUUUUUUGUACACAACUUGUAGGAUGGGGUGUACAAUGAUGAUCCAUGUUUAUGGAUUCACUUUUUAAUUCCUACAACAAGCACCUCUAUAAUAAAUAAUUGUUUAUUAAUGACUAUGAUCGGAUAAGAGACAUGGCUGCAGUCAGUGCCAUGCACUGUAACUACGGGUUUUCCUCUAUGGAUGUUUCGAGAUAUAUCCUUAAUUAAUUAAACCAGAAAACACAACAUUGUAUAUCCAAAGCACCUUUAAAAUAAUAAUUAAUUAAUUAUAACAAUGAGCUACAUGUAUGUAUUAUGGGUGUAAUACCACUGUAUCUGUUAAUGACUAAUGACUGUUUUAUAUGAAGUUAAGUAUUUGGAUUCUAUGAUGGCCCACUGACCUUUUUAUGUUUUUUUAUGAGUUUUUUUAUUGAAACUAAUAUUAAUAUACAUAAAGUGCAUACCAUGUACUGUAUGUAUGCUUAUGGUACACAAAUAUGCUUAAGUGACAAAACUGUUUUAUUACAGGAAAAAAAAUAAAUGAUACCUCUUUUAUAGAGAACAGAAUCAGUCUUAUCUAACACUAUUUGGGCAUUUUGGGAUUACUAGGCUUA
Clarias gariepinus (North African catfish) is the source of this 2831-nucleotide messenger RNA. Its product is annotated as discoidin, CUB and LCCL domain-containing protein 1. The record is from RefSeq and is a predicted model, not a curated record. The transcript has 15 exons. NCBI's taxonomy places the organism in Eukaryota, Metazoa, Chordata, Actinopteri, Siluriformes, Clariidae. Bases 78 to 2030 code for a protein of 650 amino acids.